This is a messenger RNA of Yamadazyma tenuis ATCC 10573, 2799 nucleotides long. The record is from RefSeq and is a predicted model, not a curated record. Lineage: Eukaryota; Fungi; Ascomycota; Pichiomycetes; Serinales; Debaryomycetaceae.
AUGAAGCUCAGAUACCCUUUUGUUGCCGACAGGCCUCUCGCAUGGCAGAUCCGAGAAUUCAUCGACAACAUUUUAUCGGUGACACUUCCAUACCUCCGAAUGUUCAUCCCUAACUUCAAAGCUGCCCAUUAUUCUUACAUUGUGUUCUGGUCAAUUAUCGGCUCCAUCAUGAUAUUCCCAGUGAAAAAUAUCAAAUACAUCGAUGCCUUGUUCUUCGCAUCAGGAGCUUCAGCACAAGCCGGCCUCAACACUGUCGAUGUAAACCUUCUUCUGUUGUGGCAACAGAUGUGCUUAUACAUUAUCGCUACUUUCACCACUCCCAUUUUCAUCCACGGGUUUGUUUUAUUUUUCAGGUUAUGGUCGUUCGAACGGUACUUCGACAACAUCAAAGUGACGUCCAAAUUGAAUAACAAGAUGCGGCGGACAUUUACCAUGGGUUCAAGAACCAGAACCAAUGAUUCUACUGGUAUCAACACAAGAGCCAAUACCGGCUACAAUCUUCAGCUAGGAAACAAUAACAAUAUUCCGAUGAUGACUUUUGAGGACCCACCCAAAGACGACGACCAGACGGUGAUGGAUACGACGCCGCCGUCGUCAUCAACCCAGGACGCCAGUACGAACUUGGACCCACAGGUGGACCAUAUGAGUGAACCGAGCGAUGAGGAUGAGCAGUCUUCCCGGCCCCCGCGGUCACCGCGCGAACACCAGCCCCGCCUGGUGCCGUCACCUGUACCGCCCAUAAAAAAGAGGAACCACGAAAUCGCUCCAUCCGAGAUGUACAGAUCGAUCAAUUUGCUCCAAAAAAAUAACCAGCAGCAUGAAGAUGACGAUGAGGUGUUGAUCAUCAAGUCGCCCAACCAGAUCGAAAAUGAGGACUCGUCUCGACCGAUUUUCACCAAAAAGGGCCCACUGCUUCUGUUUGAACCACCCCAUCGGUUGAUGAGCACCCAAAAACUCAAGACCAGAGUCCGCAAACGGUUCAAGAAAAUCAGAAGCAUGUCGGUGAACUCGCUUGAAGAUGAAAACGACUCCAUUGACAGUAACGACGAAGGCGAAGACGAAGACGGCAUUGACGAAUUAGACGAGUCUGAGGGCGGAGAUGGCGAGGUGGAGUCGGAGGUAUUUUCCAACGACGAUGAGAGCGUUGACCAGGUGCGGCGGGCCACGUCCAACCUCGCCUUGCCCAGCACUGAUCAGAGCGGUAAAAAAUAUGCCAAAAGAUCCAACACAUUUGAUGUCAGAACCUCAGCCGAUGAGACCCCGGCUGCGAAAACUCAUAGACGAAACGUUUCACGGUCUCGGUUCAACUUGACCCCAGGGGUGUCACGGUCCAGCCUCGACGAAGAGAACUCACUCUUCACGAGCAUAUCUCGAACUUUGACCACUUCGCUCACGCGGCUGAAGACUACAAACUAUUUGAGUUGGGAACCAACCAUUGGAAGAAACUCCAAUUUUGUGCACUUGACAGACGAACAGAAAGAGGAGUUGGGAGGUGUGGAGUACAGAGCCAUGAUUCUCUUGAUCAAAAUCGUGUGGCUGUAUUAUAUUGGGUUUCAUGUUCUUGCGUUGGUGGUUCAUCUUGCGUGGAUUCUGAAGCAACCAGCUUACAAGGAGAUGAUUCGCAGCUACGGUGUAACUCCAGUGUGGUGGAGUUUUUUCACGGCUCAGACCACCUUCAACGACUUGGGAUUCACCUUGACACCCAACUCGAUGAUCGGGUUCAACAAGUCCAUCUAUAUUCUUUUGUGGGAUAGUUUUUUAAUUAUAGCAGGAAACACCGGAUUCCCGGUGUUUUUGCGAUUCAUUAUUUGGGUGCUCUACAAGUUUGCCAGACCCAUGUCGCUUUACGAGGAGAGUUUGGCGUUCUUAUUGGACCAUCCUCGGCGGUGCUUCACGCUUUUAUUUCCUAGUGGGCCUACGUGGUGGUUAUUUGGUAUUCUCAUUGCCUUGAAUGGAAUCGAUUGGAUUUUCUUUAUCAUUUUGGACUUGAAAAACCUGUAUUUAUUGGACAUCCCCACCGGGUUCCGAGUGGUGUGUGGGCUUUUCAAUGCUGUCAACACCAGAACUGCUGGGUUAUCGGCAGUGGAUUUGGGUAAACUUCACACGGCAGUGCAGGUGAGUUAUGUGAUCAUGAUGUAUAUUUCCGUGUUGCCAUUGGCCAUUUCCAUCAGAAGAACCAACGUGUACGAAGAACAGUCGUUGGGGAUUUACAUUAAGGAUGAGAACCAUGUGGAGGAGGAUCAUGAAAAGUCCCCCACCAACUUUAUUGGAAACCACUUGAGAAACCAAUUAUCUUUUGAUUUGUGGUUUAUCUUCUUGGGACUCUUCAUCAUUUGCAUUGCUGAGAACUCCAAGCUCGACAACCAGGAUAUCCAUUUCACUGCUUUCACAGUAUUGUUUGAAUGUGUUAGUGCUUAUGGUACAGUUGGGUUGUCAUUGGGGUACCCGACCGCCAACACUUCGUUGGCGGGCCAGUUUACGGUGGUGUCCAAGUUGAUUUUGAUUGCCAUGAUGAUCAGAGGAAGACAUAGAGGGUUGCCCUAUAGUUUGGAUCGAGCGAUUAUGACACCCAAUGCCAAUAUGAUCAAGAGAGACCAGGUACAAGCCGAGCAUGCCAUAAGAAGACAGGCAACAUUAGAGCGUACACAGACACAGGCCACCAAUUCUGCCUCGGGCAAUGACUUGUUCAAAGCGUUAAGUAGGAGAGGUAACGAGAUUCUUCGUAGAAGACGCUCCACUGCUGGAGGCUCAUUUAGUUAUAAUUAAUAGUCGCACCGCGAAAAAUAUUUCAUCUCAUCA